AUGGCUGAUGAGUACAAGGCCCUGAUGGACAACGGCACCUGGCGACUAGUUCCACAUCCGCCUGGUGCCAACGUCGUAUCGGGCAAGUGGAUCUUGAAGCACAAGUACCACUCCGAUGGCACUCUCGCUCGCCACAAGGCACGCUGGGUCAUCCGCGGCUUCUCCCAGCAGCACGGCAUCGACUACGACGAGACGUUCAGCCCAGUUGUCAAACUGCCGACAAUUCGGGCUGUUCUGAGCAUCGCUGCUUCCCGCUCGUGGCCUAUUCGCCAGCUGAACGUGAAGAACGUGUUUCUUCACGGACAUCUUGAGGAGACUGUCUACUGCCAGCAGCCACCUGGCUUCGUCGAUCCUGCCGCCCCUGACCAUCUUGGGUUCACUCCGUCGGCCUCCGACGUCUCCCUCUUUGUGUACAAAGAGGGUGGAUGUCUUGCCUACCUGCUGCUGUACGUCGACGACAUCAUCCUCACCGCCUCCUCGCCGGCCCUCCUUCAGCGCAUCAUCGAUCGGCUCCACUCCGAGUUCGCCAUGACAGAUCUUGGGGAUCUCCAUCACUUCCUCAACAUCUCCGUCGAGCGCUCCUCCGAUGGGAUGUUCCUGUCCCAGCGACAGUACGCAGUCGAGCUUCUUCAGCGGGCUGGCAUGUCCGAGUGUCACUCUACGGCGACCCCUGUUGACACUCGGACCAAGCUCUCUGCGACCGAUGGUGCUCCCGUUGCUGAUCCUUCCGAGUACAGGAGCAUCGCCGGCGCCCUUCAGUACCUCACGCUGACUUGUCCUGACUUGGCGUAUGCAGUACAGCAGGUGUGCCUAUUCAUGCAUGAUCCUCGUGAGCCUCACCUAGCACUGCUCAAGAGGAUCCUUCGCUACGUGAAGGGCACACUCUCCUUCGGUCUUCACCUGGGCGUCGGCCCUGUCCAGUCCCUCACUGCAUACUCGGAUGCGGAUUGGGCUGGCUGCCCCGACUCUCGACGCUCCACCUCCGGCUUCUGCGUCUACCUCGGCGACAAUCUCAUCUCUUGGUCUUCCAAGAGACAGACCACCGUCUCCCGCUCCAGUGUGGAGGCGGAGUACCAAGCUGUGGCUCAUGUCGUCGCCAAGUGCUGCUGGUUGCGGCAGCUUCUUCAGGAGCUUCACGUCUCGAUUGCUUCGGCGACAAUUGUCUAUUGUGACAACGUCAGUGCUGUCUAUAUGGCAGCCAACCCAGUUCAUCAUUGCCGCACGAAGCAUAUUGAGAUUGACAUUCACUUCGUCCGCGAGAAGGUGGCUUUGGGACAAGUUCGGGUACUACAUGCCCCCUCCUCUCACCAGUUCGCGGACAUCAUGACCAAAGGCUUACCUGUAUAG
This is a messenger RNA of Panicum virgatum (switchgrass), 1347 nucleotides long. RefSeq lists its product as uncharacterized. Lineage: Eukaryota; Viridiplantae; Streptophyta; Magnoliopsida; Poales; Poaceae. The record is from RefSeq and is a predicted model, not a curated record. The transcript has 2 exons. Bases 1 to 1347 code for a protein of 448 amino acids.